AUGGCGCUUGUUCGGCUAUGCUCCUGCAAAGAGUACAACGGCCGCCACUUCAGCAUCGAGACCAAGGAAACCGAGCUUCGUGAAUCGAUCGGGGUCACCAUCUCCUACACCUGGGGAGAGUUCGACCGCCAGGACCAUCACAUAGGCCAUUUCUGUAACCCUCAGAGCGACGAAGCGAUCCGAAAGACUUUGUCAGCCAUUCCAACCAUCUACAAAACUCUGGACAUCUUCGUCAUCAUCCCAGGUCCUGUCUGUUCUUGCCUCCCCACAGCAUAUCGCGCCUUCGAGGCCGCAAAGCAGGCUCUCGAUGAUCCUUUAUCGACAACCGCCGAAGUGGAGACGCUCUGUAAAGCGGCUCUAAAACACCUAUCAACUGCAGUCGAGGCAGAUGUGCAUAGACCAUAG
Messenger RNA from Cladophialophora immunda, 405 nucleotides. RefSeq lists its product as uncharacterized. Bases 1 to 405 code for a protein of 134 amino acids. The transcript has 2 exons. The record is from RefSeq and is a predicted model, not a curated record. NCBI's taxonomy places the organism in Eukaryota, Fungi, Ascomycota, Eurotiomycetes, Chaetothyriales, Herpotrichiellaceae.